AUGUCAGAUAAAGAAGCUUUAAAAAUCUUUUCAAGACAACCUGUAUCACUGGAUAUGAUUAAUUUCUUAGUAGCUACUACUAAUUCAAUCAUCCAAGUUAAACCACUGAAAAAGAAGCAACAGCAACGUCAUCUUCAUCAUAAUUUAUCAACAUCACGUAUAUUGUCCAUUAAUCCAACUAUAUCAUUAACUAAUUUCAUUAAGAAUCUUAUUACUUAUUCUAAUGUUCAAACACCUACAUUAAUGGCAACAUUAGUUUAUUUAAAUAAAUUACGAAAUUUAUUACCUGCAAAUGCAGUUGGUAUGGAAACAACAAGACAUCGUAUAUUUUUAAGUGCUUUAAUUGUUGCUGCAAAAUCACUUAAUGAUAGUUCACCAUUAAAUAAACAUUGGACUAAAUAUACUGAUGGAUUAUUAAAUCUUGAAGAAGUUAAUUUAGCUGAAAGAGAAUUGAUUAAUAUAUUAAAUUGGAAUAUAACUAUUAAACAAGAUGAAUUAAUUAUAACUUUACAACCGUUUUUAAUUGGUAUAAAAUCAAAAUUAUUACAACAACAAGAAUUUGAAUCAUUACAAAGAAUUAAUUAUUAUAGAUUAUCUCAAAAAUCUUCAAAUUCAAAUUAUUCAAUUGGUUCUUCAACUUAUUCAAUUGGUUCUUCUUCAACUUCAUUAAAUUCAAAUUUAUCUUUAUCUCAUUCAAAUUCAAAUGAUUCUUUAAAUACUGAUGAAUGUAAUAAUCAUAAUAAUCAUAAUACUUUAAAAAGAAUUCCAUUAGCUAAUAAAUCAAAUAUUAUGUUGAGUGGUAAUAACAAUAAUGACAAUAGUAAUAGCAAUACUAAUGGUAAUAAUUUUAAACCAAUGAUUAAAAAGAAAAGAUCAAUAAUGAGUUUUAUAGGUCCUUCAACAUCAUCAACUACAUCAAUUAAUAGAAUAGUUGCUUAA
This is a messenger RNA of Candida tropicalis MYA-3404, 939 nucleotides long. It is a transcript of the gene PCL2, whose product is annotated as cyclin. Gene Ontology annotation, molecular function: cyclin-dependent protein serine/threonine kinase regulator activity; protein kinase binding. The record is from RefSeq and is a predicted model, not a curated record. Gene Ontology annotation, biological process: regulation of cyclin-dependent protein serine/threonine kinase activity. The coding region runs from base 1 to 939 and encodes 312 amino acids. The transcript has a single exon. Gene Ontology annotation, cellular component: cyclin-dependent protein kinase holoenzyme complex; nucleus. Lineage: Eukaryota; Fungi; Ascomycota; Pichiomycetes; Serinales; Debaryomycetaceae.